Molecule: messenger RNA, 1105 nt
Organism: Marchantia polymorpha subsp. ruderalis
Lineage: Eukaryota; Viridiplantae; Streptophyta; Marchantiopsida; Marchantiales; Marchantiaceae
Source: the annotation of a GenBank genome assembly
AGCUCGUUGAGGAGGCGGACGAUCGAAGCUCGGAGAGUGGGGACUCAGUAUAAGUAAUGCGCAAGAACAGAAGUUCGACAUUUCACCUCCUCCAAUUCACGGAAGGAAGUUGUUCGCGAAGGAAUCAUCGGCUUUUACGACACUAAAACUGUGAAGGUACCGAUGGAGAGUGACUUCCCGAAGAAAGCAGGCGAGCAACCCAAGCGUCGAGUUGUAUCAUACCAUGCACUUCAGGAUGAAACAGACGUGAGUCUAUACAGAAGAGAGGAGGCGAAUGCAACAGAGGAGUCAUUGGAGUCAACUCUCAGAAAGACUACGGAUGAAGUGGAAUUGGAGGAGCUAGACCAAGACGUCAUGCUUCGUGAGCUGAUAAGAGAUGAAACAACUUCUAGUGAUAUGCGGGAACCGUUUGCCAAAGAGCUGGCCACAACCACGACAGAAGUGGUAGAAGUCCCGAAGCUAGCAAAAAACUUACGGGAACUGAAAGCAGAGAGGGCGAUCUGGUUGAGGUUACGAGCGAAUCUGGAACGGCGGCUGCAAGACUAUCGUGCAGAUCUCACCAGCCUGACGAUCACAAGAGCUGAGGAGCGACUUUUAUCAGAUUCAUUCCUAAGAAGAAUGAAAAAGUUUCGUGCGGAACUUGAUCGUAUGGAGGAGCGGCAGUCGCUACGAAAGACCUCUGAAUGCCCAGGAUGCAGCUCCACAACAGGAGACUCGGACUCGGAAUUCUCAACAUCUGAAUUCUAGACUACCCGAUGUAGAUAACAUUAAGCUCUAUUCUCUACAUGACAUGCGAAUGAAGGUGAUGCAACAGCUGGUGACAGUUGUUGGCGAUCCGACAAUGUCAUGUUCGUAAAAAUGAUACUGCUGAGCGACGAGAUGAAAUUGGUAUAAGUAGAAGACUGGUUUGAGCAAGGAUGGUCACAUGUUUCCGUGUGUCACAAAAGUUGUGCUUCGAGUACGUCUACGUUUACGUUUGUCUGUUUUUGACAUUUCCCGUGUGGUCCUUAUUGCGGAUGUGGGCCCACAAGUAACAAGUCUAUAUUUGUACAUGAUUCUGUGUAGUACCUUAUUCGAACCUACAUAUAAAACAUGGAUACCGUUC